AUGUCCGAACUCAAUAACGAUCCCAAGACAGUCAACGAGAUCUUGCCUCAGCCGCCAUCGAUCCGAAUGGACUUCAGCACGUUCGAUUCACCGCAGGAUUUCAAUGUGAGCAGCAUUUCGUUUAACGACGAUGGCAAUCGCUUCGUGACAGGAGAGCAAUUUUACAACCACGGGAUGUACGGUAGUCUCCGUAAGGGAGGCGCCAUAAAUUUUCUGUCGAUAGAGUGUCUAGGUCUUAUUGCCGCUACUUUUACCUCCAUGCUGUCAUACCAAGCACUGCUCGUGCUCGUGCAGCCUAUAUACAAGACCCAGUUGGACUUAGGCUCGACGGAGGUCAUGGCUGUCGAGCGAUUGAUCCGGAUGCCUAUGACGCUGAGUUUCCUUGUCGGUCUGUUGUCGGACUGCUACCCAAUCAUGGGUCUUCGACGUAAAGGUUACAUGAUCCUCGGUUGCAUCAUUAACGCCACCGCGGUGUUUGCUAUUGCCUGUUUAAGUGCAUAUCUCGAUAACGACUCGACCGCUAGUAAAGAAAUGGUACUGGUGCUUUCGAUGAUUUUUGUCGCUCUGGCUAGUAUCGGCUGCAUUAUCACCUACGUGUGUGUCCACACUCGAGUGAUCGAGUAUUCUCAGCGUGAAUCUUUGCGUGACCGUGGUGCAAUUCAAGUGUCGUAUUUGAUCUUUCGUCGCUUUGUGUCCAUUUUCGCGUCGGUGAUAUCGUUUCUAGCCUUAGGGACGGGUCCAGAGCCGAACAUCUCGGCAUCGACGGCAUUGAUCAUACUUGGAGUAAUCUCGAUCCUACCGUUGCCACUUGUGUUUCACUUCUGGAACGAAGACGCGUAUUCGCUCAACGCGUCAGCAAAGACUCGCUGUCGGACUCUGUGGAAGAUCAUGCAGCAGAAAGCUGUGUGGCGAAUAUUUGCCUUUAUUUCUUUUUUCACGCUGUUCCUGGGCAUCAAGUUUAGCGACUCGAUGAAUGUCGUUACCAAGUGGGCAGGUGCCAAUAAGGAUAACUCAUUGCUCGUGAUGAUUAGUCAAGACUUUGUGAUGAUUGGUACCUUGCUAGUAUGGCGCUACGUGUUCAUGAAUCGGCUGUGGUCGAUAUUCUUUGCAUUGGCGCCAGCUUUUCAGAUCCUACCCAACCUUUUCGUGUCACUUAUGGUCGCACUGGAUGUGGUGCGCAACCGGUACUUCUACCGAGUUUUCUAUACCGUGACGUACGUUGCGGAUGGUAUGGGUCUAUUAAAUACUCUUGUCCCCAUAACGGAGAUUGUUCAAGAGGGCUUGGAAGGUUCUUUGGUGGGUCUCACGUUUACUUUGCAACGUUGUGUAACAACGUUUGUUCAUACAAAUGUUCAAGGUACUUUUGAUGGAAUCAACUACUUUAGCAAGGUCAAAGUAGCUGCUGACACGUCCGACGCGCGUUGGGACGUUUUGCUGUCACUGUUUCUUAACUUUACGUUAAAUGCUUUGGCGUGGGUUGGACUCUUUUACCUUCCUUCUCAAAAGCUUGAUACCCAGCAGUUACGUAUGUAUGGCGGGUUUACGAAGGGUGCUAGUGGUGGAAUCUGUCUAUUGUGUCUCGUACUAUUCCUCUAUUCGUUAGUUGUUACCAUCAUGACGCUUAUUCCAACGACCUCGUGCCUCACUUUUGUCGGUGGCUUAGGCUGCUAA
Molecule: messenger RNA, 1671 nt
Organism: Peronospora belbahrii
Lineage: Eukaryota; Oomycota; Peronosporomycetes; Peronosporales; Peronosporaceae
Source: the annotation of a GenBank genome assembly